Messenger RNA from Archocentrus centrarchus (flier cichlid), 2546 nucleotides. RefSeq names its product zinc finger protein 668 (gene znf668). Gene Ontology annotation, biological process: regulation of transcription by RNA polymerase II. The record is from RefSeq and is a predicted model, not a curated record. Bases 166 to 2124 code for a protein of 652 amino acids. Gene Ontology annotation, cellular component: nucleus. The transcript has 2 exons. Gene Ontology annotation, molecular function: DNA-binding transcription factor activity, RNA polymerase II-specific; RNA polymerase II transcription regulatory region sequence-specific DNA binding. NCBI's taxonomy places the organism in Eukaryota, Metazoa, Chordata, Actinopteri, Cichliformes, Cichlidae.
UUAAACGCAUUUAAUUGUUGCACACUUGAUUCGCCGAGAGCUUGUCUUCGUGGUCCUAGAGCCGUCCGGGUUCUCGCAGCCAGUCAGCGGCAGCCACAGUGUCAAACGCAGCCGUUUACCGAGGUACCACCGAGCAGCGAUUAAUGCCCUGAUUCCGACGUAAAGAUGGCCUCUGCUCAACCUGGCAGCCCACCUCUUGCCGCGGAGCAUACCCCUCCUGUGCAGGAUGAAGAGGGCCAACAAGAGGAAGAGGUGGAGAGGGAUCAGCCUGCAAAAAAACGUGGCAGAGGCAGACCUCCGAAAGCCAAACCCCUUUUCAAAUGCUCUGCAUGCACGGAGGCUUUUAAGAGUCUGCCAGCUCUGCAGAGCCACAAGCAGUCAGUACAUGCGAAGGAACGACAGCAACAGCAGCACCCGUGUCCUGAGUGUGCCAAAACAUUCUCAAGCAAAGCUCAGCUCUCAAAGCACGAGCGCACUCACUCAGCCCAGCGCCCCUUUCAGUGUCCUGACUGUCACAAAGCUUACAAGACACCCACAGAGCUACGCAACCACAGCCGCUCCCACACCGGGGAGAAACCUUUUGUAUGCACAGAAUGUGGUAAGGCCUUCAUGCAGGCGAUAUGCCUGAGGAUCCAUAUGACACAACACAGUGGAGAGCGCCCUUUCUCCUGCCGCCAGUGCUCUAAGAGCUACCCAACCUUAUCCAAACUGAAGGUGCACACGCGCUCCCACACUGGAGAGAAGCCAUACUUCUGUGCCGAAUGCGGGAAGAGCUUCGCGGACCCCUCGGUGUUCCGAAAGCACAGAAGGAACCACCAGGGCCAUCGGCCGUAUGUCUGCAGUGAGUGUGGCAAAACGUACACGGAGCUGAAGGACCUCAGAAACCACGAGCGUUCCCACACUGGAGAAAAACCCUACCUGUGUUCGGACUGCGGCAAGGCCUUCUCCCGUUCCUCCUCCCUGGCCUGCCAUCAGCGCAUCCACUCCCAGAAUAAACCCUAUCAGUGCGAGCAGUGUGGUAAAGGCUUCACUCAGCUUUCCUCCUACCAGUCCCAUCUUCGCACUCACUCUGGUGAGAAGCCGUUCCUCUGCCCGCAGUGCGGCAAGAUGUUUUCAGACCCCUCCAGUUUCCGUCGCCACCAGCGAGCCCACAUGGGAUUCAAACCCUAUCCCUGUGAUAAGUGUUCCAAGAGGUUCCGGCAGCCAGCUGAUCUGGCGGUGCACGAGCGUGUUCACUCUGGAGAACGGCCUUACAAAUGCCAGAGCUGCGACAAGGCUUUUGUUGCAUCCUGGGAUCUGCGGCGCCACAUGCUUGUCCACACGGGUCUAAGGCCCUUCUCAUGCACGGAGUGCGACAAGUCAUUUGCUGAGCGCUCCAGCCUCAACAAGCACCGGCGAGUGCACUCUGGAGAGAGGCCUUUCAAAUGUGAGGAGUGUUUGAAGUCAUUUGUAGUGUCCUCAAGCCUGCGCAAACACGAAAGAACUCACCUUGCUGAGCAGUCUGAACAACAGCAGCAGCAACAGGAGACAGAGGCUGGGUCUGCCUCAGGCUUUACUGCCCACACAACUCUCCCUCAGUUCUCCUGUACUCACUGUGAUGCUACAUUUGGUACCUGGGAAGAAGUUCAGACCCAUGAAAACCUUCACUCCACUGACUCAACUACGUCGUCUGUUACAAAAAUUGUGCCGUUGGGUUUGCAUGUCUGUGAAACCUGCCACGCAGAGUUUGCACAACUGGCAGACUUGCAGGAGCACGAAAAGCAGCAUCUCAAGCAGAGGCCGCACGUGUGCAACAGCUGCGGCAAAGGCUUCCUCAACAAAUCUGGACUGCGCAAACAUCAGAAGAUCCACUCUAGCAACAAACCCCACUGCUGCCCCCACUGUGGCAAAGCUUUCCUGUUCGCCGCCUACCUUCGCAAGCACUUACGGACUCAUGGAGCUGCCACACAGCUCACCGACUUAAACAUCAUUCACACAGACCCCCUCCCUUCUCCUCCGCAGCCCAGCGAGGUUUCUUCCCCGUCAGUGGUGCCCAGCACCAUGUCACUGACGGUCCCAGUGACCGUACCUGUCACUGCUUUUCACUCUCUUCCAGAGUACUUAGUCAAAGAAGAGGGAAUUUAAGCUUAUUCACUUCAUUGUAAAUUUAAUUCGAGAUAUUUACCCAGUGGCCUUAAAUCUUUUUUUUAGAUCAUGGAUCUGACUUUUCAAAGUGACUUCUUUCAGAAAUGUCAGAAAUACAUUAUCCUUAUGUACGUGGUUGAUAUUUGGUCUUUGAUUUUUAUUGCCACAGUAUUUAAAAAAAUAAUAUAUAUGUUAAUGUAUUAAAAUAUACAUUAUACUGUACUAUAAGUACCUUACUAUAAAAUUGUCUUAUCUGUUGUGAUCAUAAAAAUACACCAUAAAAAAACAAAAACAAUAAAAUCCUUGGAUUUAUGGCAAUUAUGUUUUUAUAAAAAAAAUUUAAAUUGUUUUUGAAUCUAUUUUGUCUGAACAAUUUGUAACUGCUUCACUGUCAUCAAUAUAAAACUUGUCAUAUUGCGAAG